AUGUGUCAGAUGCUUCUGAGAACUCCCAUGAUUGAGCUAGAAUGUUUAACUGAUUUGUGUGCAUCUGUAUUGGUUUAUAUCCAGAGUAAGAAGCGUUUUGAGAAGGAGUGGAGAGACGCAGAGAAGGCCAAUCAGCAGACAGAGAGAGUCCAGCAGGACGCAAACGCCACCAAAGCAGACGUGGACAAGGCCAAACAGCACGCUCACAUCCGCGUGCACUUAGCAGACGAGUGUAAGAACGAGUACGCUUCACAGCUGCAGAAAUACAAUAAGGAGCAGAACAACUUCUACCACUCAGAGAUCCCGUCUGUGUAUAAGAAGCUGCAGGAAAUGGAGGAGCGGCGCAUCAGAUUGUUAGCCGACGGCUACGUGCAGUUCUCUGAAACAGAGAAGAACGUCCUGCCCAACAUCAACAAGUGUUUAGACGCCAUCAGCUCCACUGGGAGGAACAUCAAUGAGAAACAGGACACUAUGGCUCUCGUAGAGCAGUAUAAAUCGGGUGCAGUGCCUCCUGCUGAAGUGGAGUUUGAGGAUUACAGUCAAACAGUCAGAGCUGCCACAUCUGACAACACAGUAACACACCUGCCCAAAGUGCGCAUCAAACAGCUCUUCCUCAAGAAAAACAAGGUGACGUCUCCUGAUAAGAACUUGCCAUCAUUUCUGGAGGAUCUCUCUCGUCUGCCUCUGGAUGAGAGAAGGAGGCGUCUGCAGGAGAAGAUCGAUGACAUCCAGAAGGAGCUUCAGAGAGAGACGGAGCAGAGCGAGGCUCUGAUGAAGAUGAAGGGUGUUUAUGAGCAGAACUCUCAGCUUGGAGAUCCAUCCAGCCUUCAGCCUCAGAUCACACAGACUGCCCAUAACAUCGCCAGACUGAGAGGAGAGCUCAACAAAUACCAGGUUCAGCUGACUGAAGCCGGCGGUGGGACGCUGCAACACACUCCCGCCAGUUCAGAGCACAUCUCCGUGCUGAGCGAGUCCAGCUUGUCUCCGUCAGAGAACAUCUACGAAUGUGAAUUUGAUGAGGACUUUGACGUCGACGUUCCCAUCGGUCAGUGCACAGCGCUCUAUGACUUUGACGGCAGCAGCGAGGGAGCCGUGUCCAUGCAUGUGGGCGAGCAGCUGAGUCUGAUGCAGGAGGAUCAGGGCGACGGCUGGGUCCGAGUUCAGAGGGCCAAUGGAGACGUGGGAUACGUGCCGGCGUCCUACAUCCAGAUCAUCUAGAAACAGCUGAUCGUGUGUUUUACAGGAGUGUGAGCUGUGCUUAUGUGACUCCAUCAACUCUUGUGCUUUUAUGUCACGGGGAAUGUUUUUACUUUUUGAUUUCUUUCUUUUCUCUCAUGCAUUAUGCUGCUUCUGGUGAUUUCCUGAACAUUUGUAGUU
Sinocyclocheilus grahami is the source of this 1377-nucleotide messenger RNA. RefSeq names its product cdc42-interacting protein 4 homolog. The record is from RefSeq and is a predicted model, not a curated record. Bases 1 to 1218 code for a protein of 405 amino acids. Gene Ontology annotation, molecular function: protein binding. Lineage: Eukaryota; Metazoa; Chordata; Actinopteri; Cypriniformes; Cyprinidae. The transcript has 11 exons. Gene Ontology annotation, biological process: signal transduction.